Meriones unguiculatus (Mongolian gerbil) is the source of this 4368-nucleotide messenger RNA. It is a transcript of the gene Ado, whose product is annotated as 2-aminoethanethiol dioxygenase. Lineage: Eukaryota; Metazoa; Chordata; Mammalia; Rodentia; Muridae. The record is from RefSeq and is a predicted model, not a curated record. Bases 297 to 1067 code for a protein of 256 amino acids. The transcript has a single exon. Gene Ontology annotation, molecular function: oxidoreductase activity, acting on single donors with incorporation of molecular oxygen, incorporation of two atoms of oxygen. Gene Ontology annotation, cellular component: mitochondrion.
UCCGCGCAUGAGGCAGCGCCUGGCACGGCCCGCGCAGCGCCAACCGGUACCCCGAGCGUAAGUGCGGACCGCGGCCGCGCGCGUGCGCACUCGCCUCAGCGCGCGGGCAGGCGCCCGACCGUUGGCUCGCUAGCGGGGCGGCAGUGCCGGGCGGCCCCGCGCGCCCCGCCGGCCGGUGGUUGCGGGGCCUCCCGCCUGGCGCGGGGCUACGGGCAGCCGUGGCGGCCGCCGGAGACCGCAAGGGGCGGCGCAGAGGCGGAGCGGGCCGGCCACGAGCCGCGCAGGAAGCGCCGAGCAUGCCCCGCGACAACAUGGCCUCCCUGAUCCAGCGCAUCGCUCGCCAGGCUUGCCUCACCUUCCGCGGCGGCGCAACGGGCUCUGAUGCCCCCGCGCCCGGCUUCCCGGAGAACCUGAACCAGCUGAAGACCCUGCUGACCCAGGUGCGCGCCGAGGACCUCAACAUCGCGCCGCGCAAAGCGCUGCCACAGCCGCUGCCCCGCAACCUGCCGCCGGUCACCUACAUGCACAUCUACGAGACCGAGGGCUUCAGCCUGGGGGUGUUCCUGCUCAAGAGCGGCACGUGCAUCCCGUUGCACGACCACCCGGGCAUGCACGGCAUGCUCAAGGUGCUGUACGGCACGGUACGCAUCAGCUGCAUGGACAAGCUGGAGGCCGGCGCCGGGCCGAGGUCGCCGCCGCCUGAACAGCAGUUCGAGCCGCCGCUGCAGCCCCGGGAGAGGGAGGCCGUGCGGCCCGGCGUGCUGCGCUCCCGGGCCGAGUACACCGAGGCCAGCGGGCCCUGCGUGCUCACGCCGCACCGGGACAACCUGCACCAGAUUGAUGCGGUGGACGGGCCAGCCGCCUUCCUGGACAUCCUGGCCCCACCCUACGACCCAGAAGACGGCCGGGACUGCCACUAUUACCGUGUGCUGGAGCCCAUCAGACCGAAGGAGGCUUCCAACUCUGCCUGCGACCUUCCCCGAGAAGUGUGGCUCCUGGAGACCCCACAGGCCGAUGACUUCUGGUGCGAGGGAGAGCCCUAUCCAGGCCCCAAGGUCCUGCCUUGAGGCUCCUGCCGCCCCCGGGAACUGUGGGCCAAAGCUGUGCCCUGCCCUGCACAAGAAAGGCCUGGCUGCCAGCGACCUACCAUAAGGGCUCUUCUCCCUCUACCCCACUCGCCUGAUGGAUGGAUCUACUGGAGUGAGCAGUGCCUCAUCUUGGGCGACCUUGGGGAGCACGGCCCACUGGAGUACAGCCACUGGGCACGGUUAUAGGGUGGGUGGGCGGGAGGCUAGGUUGCUUCCUGGUACUGUCACUGCCACCAAGGCUUUGAUUUAAGGGAGUGAGUGGGGCAGGGGACCCAAAAGCGCUUCCAUCCUAAAGCCAUAAAGAAAAUAUUCUUGUUUCUCAUUCCCUACAAAAUACACUAAGGUAUUUGAACCCCUUCUCCCCUUGGUGACUUGAAAUUUGUUUUCUCCUGCCCACAUGACCUCUUGCUCCUUAAUAGUUUAUUACUCAUUGUGCAUGACCCCGAUUUGUUUUUUUAGUUCAAGUCAUUGGUUUGGUUUAAACACACACACCCAAAAACAAAUAGAGUUCCUACAAAACCAUAUUGAGUUUCUAAACCGGGCAGUUCUGAAAAGACCUCUUUCCAGCACUGGGAUUCACCCUCAUAACCAUGGGUGUUGAUAAUUUCGAACCUCCCCUUGCUUGCUAGCCACAUCUGGUGUACUCAGGUAGCCUUCAGUAAGUUCACAUCUGUGAACUCCCUGAGGUCAGGCCCGUAGAGCUCCUCCCCCAUGAGUCUCCUGAUCUGUCAUUUCAAUAGAUUGUUGUUGGGGAGUCACCUUUACAGACUAUUAUCCUCAAGUGACUUUUCUUUAUGCACCUCAAAGAUGAUAAUAAUUAUGUGGUUUCUAACCAGAAGGUUCAGAGGAGCUGAAUCUGGCAUGCUUCCAAAUAACUGAAUGUGCAGCCCUUGGCCACCUAUUGAAUUCCAUACUCUAUUUACUUCCAGUGUCUUCCUGUGAAAGGAGAGAAGGGUACUCUGAUGAGUUUUGUUGUUGCUCUUUUGUUUUGCUUUUUUUCUCUCUCUCCCAGGACCCUGCAGAUCCAGCUGUGUUGCUGGGGGUACUAUCCCAGAACUCCCUUAAGCCAGUGCUGGCACCUGUCGCCCCUUUCUGAACAGGUGGAGGGUAGUACUGUGGGAGGGGCUCUGGGUGUAGGCUGCUUGCCCAGCAGGCAAGAAGCCCUGGGCUCGACCCCCAGCACCGCAGAAACCAAGUGUGGUGCACACCUACAGCUCCAGCAUUUAGGAAGUGGAGGCAGGAGGAGCCCUUCAGUGUCAUUCCUGACUACGUAGUGAAUUUAAGAGGAACUUAAAUGGCUAUAAAUAAAUGUGUGUGUGUACAUGCACACACAUAUAUAAUGCAUGAAGGGGAUAGACAACUGAGAAUUUAGCCAUCUAAGGGCAUCAAGAUUGGAGAUUACACCCUUGUGCCAACUCUUGCACCAAACUGCUGUAGUUCUGUCCACGCAUUACCGUCUUUACCAUGUUUACAGAUGUGUUGACACCAUAGCUUCUGGCCAUGGAGCACGGGUUCUCCUUUUCUACUAUUCACAGGCUUCCUUUUUAUCGCAGGUCUUUUCAUAAAAACAAACUGUAGAAAUGAAAUGUGCCCAGCUGUCUUCUAAGCCCUCUUGAUGGCUUGUGUGGCAAUAGAAUUCUAAUAUCUGUAAUAAAUGGAGAUUUAACUAUCACGGGUGGCAAGUGUUUGUUGACCCGGUAGGGAAACUGCUUUUGACUCCACGUAUCCAGGUUACACAGUCCUAGGCUGAAGGGGUGUUUGUUCACAGUCCAGUUGUUAAAGUACCACCAAAAACGCAAAUUGUUGGUCCUUUGGCUUAUGGGGUUUUGUUUCAUUUUAAUCAAAGUGAAAACAACAGGACAGUGAAAACCUGUUUUAAACCUAACACAGGUCCAACAGCAAGGGCUUCCACCAGGGCUGCUAGAGUUCAGGUUUCCCCUUGUGGAGUUUAAAUGUCCUUGGAUCCCUGUGGAACAGUUCUUUGAGCCACUCAUUGGAAAGUCUAGGUAGGAAGUGAUGGUUUUAAACUUGAUAAUUUUUUUAAUAGAAUAGUGAUGGGCGUGGUUCUCAGCCACACACAGUUUCUGAAUUGCAGCAAAGGUUGUUGAGAGUCGUAUAGCAUAUUCUAGGGUACUUUAAACUAGCCUGUAGAAACCUAUCCUGCAGCGAGGCUAGUAAUAAAAAUUAUCAUGAAAGCCUUUAUUGCAAAAGAGGAGGGGAAAAGUUAAAGGUUGAUUACAAGCAAUUUAGAAGGAAAAAAACCUAAGGUGCUUUUCAAAAGAAUAACUGAAACUGUUCUGGGCUAAAACAGCAAUACUAUGCUCCUCAUUGGUUCAGUAAGAACAGUGGAACUGUUGUUUCACUGAUACAUUGAGUAAAUUUAUGCUGAAAACAGUGUAACAUUUUAAUGAGCCACUAUAGAAAGAAUAUGCUCAUUACUAAGGCAAAAUGUGCAGAAAAAUCCUUGCACUUCUAUGCAUAAACUAUUAGCUAUAACUGCUGCCGUUGUGUUUCCACAUAUGUCUACACUAUAGAUUGUGGUCUAGAAACUGGGAUUAAAGUUACCGUCUCCUUUCCUUUGGAAAGACCAAUGAGCACAAUGGUAUCAGCACUUUUUUUGAUGAGUAAUAAAUGCAAUAAAUAACUAUAGCUCAUGGAUGAGAAACUGUCUGAUAUUUGGAUAAGAUAUUGUCUGUCUAAAUACUCUGAAGCUUUUAAAUUUCAUAGUUAUUUCAGUGACUACUUCAUUGUAAGAUUUUUUUUUUUUUGUACCUUCCUACUCCUGAGAGAAUUGAUGGGUUUCAUACCACAUUGCUGCUGGUUAAGUGAAAAGGCCUGCUUUUUAAGUAAUGUGUUUUAUCAAUAGGAGUGAGUUCUUUGACAUGAGGAGAGUCCCUCUGUCAAAAUGUAUACUUUCACCCCCCCUUGCAUUGUCUUGUAGAUUCCUUGAUCUUGACAUCUGGGGAGGACUUUGCCAACUCCUGUUACAAAUGAGCCCAGUGCUUUAGUUCUCCUGAUCGGCAGAGAAACAGUGUAUUCCAAGUUCAGACCUCUGCCGUUGCUGUUCAGCAUUUACUCCUGUGACUGCAAGCUCAAAUUCAAAGCUUAUGGUUCCACACAAUCCAGAUGCUCCAGAUGCUCAUUGGUCCAUUGCGCUGAGGUUGCUGCUGUCAAAGAAGGAGAUCAUUUGUUAAUGGCACCCAGUCUUUAAAUGCAGGGGUGUUUUCGUUUCUGAGUAAAAUCUGUGUACUUACGGGAAAUAAAGGCAUGUUUAAAAUUA